AUGGCGAAAUACAUUAACGUUUUAAUACCUUGUUUGGUGUUAUUAUACUUGUCCCAAGUGCAUGCUCAGUCUAAUACUGAAGCUGAUGCAACCAAUGCUUCGGGUGAAGAAGAAGAUGCCUGUGCACUUUUGCCCCUGGAAGACUAUAACAUGGGCCUCAGAGUGGGAUCCAUCUUUAUUAUCUUGGGAACUAGUGCAGUUGGAACAUACCUUCCUAUUCUUUUGCAUCGUAUCAGUCCUUACAAGCCUGGUGAUUUCCGUGAUUGGCUUCUGACCGUAGGCAAAUUUUUUGGUACUGGUGUCAUCUUGGCCACCGCUUUUGUCCAUAUGCUUCCUGACGCUUUUAAUAACUUUAGUAGCCCCUGUUUGACACAAGGCUGGCUCUCUUAUGGUGCUUUUGCUGGUGUCUUCUGUAUGCUUGCUUCAUUUGCUCUUCAAUUACUGGAAGUGGUAUCUGUCGCUCACAUGAACAAACUUCGCAAGAGAAAGCAAGACAAAGUUGAUGCUGAGCUAGGCAACAUGCAUCGCUACAACAACUUCGCACAAGAGAAAAUACCUUCUGAUUAUGUACAUGGCUCUCAAAUUUCCAAGCAGAACACUAUUGCUGAUGAAGAGAGAAUUGAAUUGCAUACUCAUGAUCACCACCAUAUUGGCGAUAGCCAUGGCCAUUCUCAUGGCGGCGCUUUUCUGGAGGAAGAGGAUGCCUAUAAACAUAUUGGCACAUAUAUUCUGGAGCUUGGUAUUGUGAUGCACUCUAUUCUUAUUGGUAUUACUCUGUCUACAACUGGAAAUAGCGAAUUCACUACACUUUUAAUUGCCCUUGUGUUCCAUCAGUUCUUUGAAGGCAUGGCUCUCGGAACUCGUUUGAAUGAUUUGAGCUACAAGCAAUGGUACAAGCCUGCUCUUAUGGGUCUACUCUACAUUAUUAUGACUCCUAUUGGUAUUGCUAUUGGUAUUGGAAUUCACUCUUCGUUCAACCCCAACUCUUACUCUGCUGUGUUGUCUUCUGCUAUUCUCGACUCUCUUUCAGCUGGUAUUUUACUCUACAAUGCCUACGUAUCACUCAUGAGUAUGGAGAUCAGUCAUAGCACUGCUUUCCAAAACGCAUCCACGAUCAGAAAGGUCUGCAGUUUCGUUUCAAUGUACAUUGGUGCUGGUCUCAUGUCAUUGAUUGGCGAAUGGGCUUAG
Molecule: messenger RNA, 1188 nt
Organism: Mucor velutinosus
Lineage: Eukaryota; Fungi; Mucoromycota; Mucoromycetes; Mucorales; Mucoraceae
Product: Protein vip1
Exons: 4
Coding region: 1-1188 (395 amino acids)
Biological process (GO): zinc ion transmembrane transport
Cellular component (GO): plasma membrane
Molecular function (GO): zinc ion transmembrane transporter activity
Source: RefSeq, a predicted model, not a curated record